Molecule: messenger RNA, 636 nt
Organism: Ctenocephalides felis (cat flea)
Lineage: Eukaryota; Metazoa; Arthropoda; Insecta; Siphonaptera; Pulicidae
Product: 28S ribosomal protein S24, mitochondrial-like
Exons: 2
Coding region: 133-636 (167 amino acids)
Biological process (GO): translation
Cellular component (GO): mitochondrion
Source: RefSeq, a predicted model, not a curated record
UUUGAAUAACCUAUAAUAUAAUGUGAGGCUACAUAUAAUUGUGUGCAUAAAUAUAAUUAUAUAAGAAUAAACAGAUUAGUUAAAGAAGAAUCUUUUCUAAAUCAACAACAUACUUUUAAUCCAUAAUUUAUUAUGUUGCGGCUGUACCACAGGACCGUUUCAAACAAACAGCUAUUAAAUGCACCUAACAGUAUCCUUCGCACGAUUUCAACUACCCCAGUUGUCAAUAAAGUGCAGUCUGGUCGAUAUAAAAUAUCUCUAAAGAAAGAUAAGCCUCUUACCUACGAAAUGGCAAAUCCACCACACUUUAUAGCUCAUAGAAAAUCAUGGAACUCCUGGAACACAUCAAAUUUAGAAGACGGUUUGCGACCUGCAGAAACUGCAGUUGAGGAUAUGUUUAUAAGAAAGUUUAUGGAAGGCACUUGGCAUAAUCUUCUAGCAUCUGAAGUUAUUAUAAAACGACAACAUAAUCAUAUAAGAAUUGCUGCGAUAAUGCAACAAAAGAUCAAUGCUAGGAAAAUGUAUUUUCUGAUUGGAUUUUCAGAAGAGUUGUUAGCGUAUUGGCUUCAGUGUCCUGUUACUUUAGAGUUACAAACUGUUAGUGAUAAAAAGGAUGUUGUGUUCAAAUAUAUUUAA